AUGAUGACGCCUAUGCGUUAUGUGGUAUUGGUGCUGGGCAUCAUUAUCAGCUUGCACUUCCUCCUCAGCUUCUCUCACGAGGAGUAUGGCCGCGCGACCUCUCUCACCAACCUGUCAGAACACUUUGGCGGUGCCAAGACCCACCCGCCGUACCAGGACGGCGUUCCGGAGGACUACUACGUCACGCCGAACCCCUCGCCAAAAGGCAGACGGGCGAAUGCUACCUUUGUCUUCUUGGCUCGCAACAGUGAUCUCAGUGGUGUGGCCGUGAGCAUGAAGCAAGUCGAGGACCGUUUCAACAAGGAAUUCCAGUACCCCUACGUGUUUUUGAACGAGGAACCCUUCUCAGAAGAAUUCAAGGACCGUGUGCAAACCCUCACCGACUCCAAGAUCGAAUUUGGCCUCAUCCCGAAGGAGGAAUGGGUUCAGCCGGAAUGGAUAGACGAGGCCCGUGCCACCGCUGCGCGCAAGGACAUGAUGGAAAAGAACGUCAUCUACGGUGGAAGCGUCCCCUACCGCAACAUGUGUCGGUUCAACUCUGGCUUCUUCUACAGACAUGAGCUACUCGCCAAGUACAAGUACUACUGGCGUGUCGAGCCUGACGUCAACUUCUUCUGUGAUAUUCACUACGACCCCCUGCUCUUCAUGCAGGACGAGAAGAAGGUUUACGGCUUCACUGUGUCGCUCUAUGAGUACCCGGCUACUAUUCCGACCCUGUGGGACGCGGUCAAAGAGUUCACUGAGGCGAACCCUGAGCUCUUGCCGAAAGAUAAUGCCCAGAGAUUCGUCUCUGACGAUGGAGGCCAGACCUACAACAACUGCCACUUCUGGAGUAACUUCGAGAUCGGUGACCUUGACUUCUGGCGCGGCGAGGCUUACACAAAGUUCUUCGACUUCCUCGACAAGAAGGGCGGCUUUUACUACGAGCGGUGGGGCGACGCGCCAGUACACAGCAUUGGCGCCGCGCUGUUCGCAAAGAAGGACCAGAUCCACUUCUUCAACGACAUCGGAUACCGGCACAACCCCUUCCAACACUGCCCACAAGGCGAGGCGCACAAGAAGGGCAAGUGCUGGUGCGACCCGAAGGACAACUUCGAUUACGAGUGGUACAGUUGCCUCAAGCGCUACGACGGUCUGUUCAAUUGA
This is a messenger RNA of Trametes versicolor FP-101664 SS1, 1146 nucleotides long. Its product is annotated as glycosyltransferase family 15 protein. The transcript is spliced from 13 exons. Lineage: Eukaryota; Fungi; Basidiomycota; Agaricomycetes; Polyporales; Polyporaceae. Gene Ontology annotation, cellular component: membrane; Golgi apparatus. The record is from RefSeq and is a predicted model, not a curated record. Gene Ontology annotation, molecular function: alpha-1,2-mannosyltransferase activity. Gene Ontology annotation, biological process: cell wall mannoprotein biosynthetic process; protein N-linked glycosylation. The coding region runs from base 1 to 1146 and encodes 381 amino acids.